Didymodactylos carnosus is the source of this 392-nucleotide messenger RNA. The record is from the annotation of a GenBank genome assembly. NCBI's taxonomy places the organism in Eukaryota, Metazoa, Rotifera, Eurotatoria, Philodinida, Philodinidae.
CACGAGAACGUUUAUCAUCCGUAUUUUCAUUGAGCAAAAUUAAUUUAUCAUCAAAUGCUAUUCAACAAAUAUUAAAUCAUAAUUCAAGCGAUAAUAAAGAUCAUAUUACAUUUAUGGAUUUUAUAGACACGAUUAAACCUUGCACACUUACAAAUAGUGUAAUAGAUGAUUUGGCAUUAUUUCGACUAUUAGAUGUUAAAAAUAUGAAUUAUAUUGAUAUAGCAGCGUUACGUAAAAUAUUAACUUAUGUUGAUAUGAAUAUAUCUGAAACAGAAUUAGAACAAUUAUUUUUUUAUGCCGAUUUUGAUAAAGAUUCGAAAAUAAGCGAACAAGAUUUUCGAAUGUUAAUCGAUUCGAUUAAAGAAAAAAAAAUGAUACAAAAACACAAAUAA